Amoebophrya sp. A120 is the source of this 7163-nucleotide messenger RNA. NCBI's taxonomy places the organism in Eukaryota, Dinophyceae, Syndiniales, Amoebophryaceae. The record is from the annotation of a GenBank genome assembly.
CACAAGUUCGAGCAAAUUGUAGCGAUCGAAAUCAGAAGGAAACUUGAUUUAUUAACGCUGAUUGAGAAGAACAAAAGUCGGUUGUUAGUUCAAGUCUAACCUCUUUCUGCUAUUUUGAUCCAAAUACCAAAUCUCUAAAGAUCCAGACGCGUCUGAAAAUCGACAGACACACAUCGCAAGCAAAUAAAUUUGAUCAAAGGCCACAAAUCACCACUGAGUUACGCGCGCUGUGGAUCCUAUUCCACCAAAUUGAUACAGGGACCGGCUUUUUUCGCUGUGAGUCUGAUCUUGUUUUGUACAAAACUUGAUCGGGUUUUCGCUUCGAUUAAGCUGCUUGGCAAUCUUUCAACUACAACUGGUACUACUUUUCUUUCGCUCUCUGUCGGAAGAAACGCACAAGAACUCUUCAACCUUUAGAUAUUUUCUGUAGAAUUCUCGACCUGUGAACACGUGGCAUCUGGAUACUAAUCUAAUUUUAUUCCGAAGAACAAGAGCGCGACAAGAAUAUUAACUGUGAGCUAUUCAUCGACAAAGCGUAUAAUUUCGACCGUACAAUCUGUUUCUCCGAUAACAUUUCUAGAAGAUAAGCAUUUGUUGUGUUGUACAGCAGCUGCCUAGAAGACCAGAAGUAGACGUUAUUGACAAAGCAAGAAAGAAGCAACUCUUGAAAAAGAUCACGCUUGAACAAGACCACUCCACUGGAUCACAUCACACAUCAGACGGAACCUGGUACUAGUACCUCAUCGGGGACCCUCUGGAUCAUCAAUCAGACUCGAGACCACUGCCUGGGAGCCGCAGAGACAGCACGCAAGAGUAGAUCUUUUGUCACGACCGGAUCUCGAAGUAGCGAUCCAUCCGUGAUCACAGCUUCUCGGAAAAAAUUUCUGGCAAAAUGGCAGAGCAGCAAGAGGAACAGAGUCCGCAGGUGCAGGACUUUUCCGUCGACGACGAGUCUAUGGGCUCCGUCGUGAAGAUCUUUUCCAUCCCGCAAUCGUGCGUGCCCAGGAUCAUCGGGCCCGAUGGUUAGCUAUUUUUUUGCUUUUGAUACUGAUACUGAUUGAUCUAGUACUACAACGUCAAAACGCGACAAGAAACUUCCAACCGAAAAAUUCAAAUGUGAUAAAAGAUGAUUUUGAAGAAAUUGAAAUUCUACCGCUAAUUAAUAUACCCGUCUGCCCGAAUGAUGAUGAUCAUGACAAAGCUCCCUUUAGAUUAAAGUUAGAACGAGCUCCUGCAACUGGCGCGUUGUGCUAUGCGAUCAUCCGGAGGGCCGAGCGGCGCUGUGAGAGAGGAAGAUGAUGUUGUCCCUGUAUCUAUCCAUCCGGUUUGCAUAGAAUGUUAUUGAAGACUGAUCCAUGGGAAUUUGUAAAAAAUUGGUGACAGCUGAUGUCAUGCAUUGAUUGCGAUCGCGCACAAGGACAAGUAGUUGUUGAUCAAGGAGAUCGAACCCGACCGGACCACGGGUAUUUAUGUGAAUAUACAAGGAGCUAGCGCGCCAGUUAAGAUUGAUCCCGCUCGACGCUGCUCAGUCGACGAUGAUUAGAGGGAUCGGGAUGGCAGCAAUAGUGCGAAGCAAGAUCUUUUGUUUCUGGCUCGUUUCUACCUUUAUUGCGUUCACAGCACGAAGAAACUGGACGCAGCCGAAGGAUCUUUUUGACGGGCGCGAUGUGUAGUUUCACAUUUAUGAAUGACAAGAACGUCAAUAUCCGCAACUAGAGUAACAGUUGCGGUUUGCAUGUUUUUCUGCCCUGUGGAUCAGCUCGAUCUGGCUUGUGUAUGCAUGGUGUUAGUCAAGCUCCGGUUCUUUCAAGAAAAAAUCAAAAUCGGGAAGAUCCGAAAAAACAUCUCUGUGUGGGCAACCACGAGCCUGCUUCAUAGCACUGAGCGUGCAUAUCGUGCUUUGCGAAAGCCCUCUUUGAAAGCGCAUAGAAACAAGAACCGGGGCGGCGAAUCACCUGAAAGGCGGUGCUCGCUGAAAAACGGAAGAACGGUUGGCGUUCUCGAAGAAACAACACGACCGAAAAUACAGCAAAGAAAAAAGGACGGCAGAAAGCAGCUCAACGAACUACUGCGAGUAUCAAAAAACUACGGAAGCAGCAACUACCUAAGUACCCACAGCCACGGAAGACGAAGCUGUCGCGACCAUCUGCGGAAUACAUAGCUUGCCAGGGACCCUCGCCGGCAACACUAAUGCAACACGCAUCAUCUUCUUCUCUCACGGUGCUUAUCAGCCGACCCGGUAGUUCGCCAGCUGUAAGAGGAGGAAGUCGAAAAGGGAGCUCUAGAAUUUCAGUAGCAGCGCCAGACCACUAACUUCGGGCGACAGACAAAUGAAAUUAAUUUAUCGCUUGCUAGGUUCGACGAUUCGCGAGCUGAAGGCAAACUUCGCGUGCAGCAUCGCGAUUAACCAGGAGACCAAAGAGAAGGGAUACUCCGUUUGCACCGUUCGGGGCGAAACCGACGAGUCCGUCGGCGAGUGCAAGGCAAAAGUGGACACUCUCUCCGAAGAAUCAAAAAUGAACGCCUCCAAGGAAGUGCAGAUCCCGCAGAAAUACGUCGGUAUGUGGCUCACAGAUUAAGUUGAUUUGCAAUUACCUUUGGGUGGAUUUUUCACGGGCUAUUAUUAUAACGCUCCGUCAUGAUUAUACGCAUCUGAAUUCUUUGCUCUAUGCUACUUAUUAGGGAUACAGCAGCUUCACGUUGCAAAGUAAAUACACGGAAAUUUCUUCAGGUAUGAUUAUUGGCGCAGCGGGGGUGACGCUCCAGAAAAUAAGAAAGCACACUGGCGCAUCCAUUGAAGUCAUGCAGGAAACGGCUAACGAUGGGUUCUCCGUCGCACACGUCUCUGGAAGCUUAGAGCAGGUACUAUACGAUCGUAGCGGCGCUACGGCUCCUUACUAGGCUGCAAUGAGAAUUAUACCUAGUUGUAGGAGAUCGAGAUGCUGGAUCCUUUUUUGAAGAAACGAAAUCCAGCAUUUAUAUACCCUGUACUAACGUGAAAACGCACAGGUCGACAAAACCGUGGAUGUAAUUUCGAAAAUGGUUGUGUCGGGGAGACAAGCGUCCGAGGGGUACCAAGAGUAUUUGAAGAAUGUGCAAGCGGGAUUAGUGCCUGCCGCACCGUUCAAGCCGGAUAAGAUGCCGGGACUGGAGUUUUUGGAGGAUGAUGACCACCCGCAUGGCGGGAAGUCCGCCCCGUCAAAGGGCCACAAAUCAGGUAAGGGGGAUCAGGAUCAUCACCACCAUCAUGGUGGGAAUAGUGGUUAUAAGGGAGGAGGUGGUGGAUACCACGGUAUAGAAUCUAACGGGAGGAAGGAGAUCAUGUUAACUCUGGCCCCUCUCCAUGGAACCAUGUGCUUGCACAUGCGAUGUUGUGAUGUUUUCUUAUGUUUGUCAGCCUCAUAGUGAUCAUUUACAUUUUCGCAUGGAAAAGAACAUGAUUAUUGACAGCACACAAGGAACUUUGCUGCAAAUUUGGCAUUGCAUGCAAAAUUUUCAUUUUAAGCACAAUCCAUGCUGCGAGUCGGCUCUGGUGCCGAGGAGCGGUGGUCUUGUCCUUCGUAAACCAAGUUUAUUCCGAAAUAACAUAUCAAACAGGUAAAGGGAAAGACAUGGGCUACACACCACGAGGAAAGGUUGGUGAUAAUGGAGAAGUUAGAGGAGGGUUCGUUGGAGGAGGUGUCGGCAUCAAGGGCGGAAGCGGAAAGGGAAUUGCAUUCGUUGACGCGUCAAAGCACACGCUUUCUGACACUUUCGAGGUAGAGGGUUUUUUUUGCUGCAAAAUACGCUCGUCUCUCGUACGAUAAUUCUCAACAUGGGCAGAUUGAUUGACAAGCAAGGCAAGUGCAAAGCAAAACGCAGGGUCAUAUUUUUCCGCGAUCCAAAAACUCCUUCACCGCAGGUGCCGCAAAAAUACGUUGGCCUUUUAGUGGGCAAGCAGGGUGAGGCGAUCCGACGAUUUCGACAAUACGCAGCAGAGAGAGACAUGGCGAUCCGCGUUAACCAGGACGACAACGGCGCUGCCGCAUCGGUAGUGAUUACCGGAAACGAUAUGGAUGAUAUUGUCGCUUUGAAGGCCGACAUGACGCAAAACCUUUUCCAAGCGAUUGCCAAGCUCGACGCCAACGGGCCAAAGGGCGGCGACCACAAGGGUGGAUACGGCAAGAAGGGAAAGGGAAAAGGAAAGAUGAACAACUACCACCACCACAAGGGGUACUUCCACGCAGCUGCUUGCUUUACUUAUUUUUUUUCCGCAAUAAAUUCCCUUUACGUGGUAGCAUCACAAUCGGUAUCGUUUGGCAAUUAUGUGCAGCAGGGAAUGCGGCUAUUCGAACACCACGGAAGUCAUCUCGACCAAGAACUCACAACUCUAUAUCAGGCACAACAGCUACCACGAUGAUCAUUACGGUGGCUCCGGUAGCUUCGAUCGCGGUAACACGCACACGCCAGAAGUAUACUACGGUCCGACUGGCGGUAGUGGCAAGGGCGGCAAUGGCAAGGGGUAUAACACCCAUGGACCCUAUGGUGGCGGCAACAAGGGGGGCGGCAAAAACUACAACCAGGACGAUGGCGACUGGUGGGCCAACGUCUUCAACCAGGUAUACAGUUUUUCAACACAAGCACAACGCGUAGUAAAAAGAAACAGUUUCGUCUCGGGUUCGUUGCUUUUCGUUUUGUUUCUUCAUCGUUCGGCUGGGAAACAGAAAAAGGAAAUCGCAAGUCGUUGGUCCGGUAAUUGCGCAAAUCGGUUGUUGGUCGGUGUGGUGGGUUGGUGCUACUUGGACCGGAAUGAGCAAAGGUCGGUUUCUUUUCGGUGAUGAUGAAGAAGGUCCGUGUUUCGAUGUGUACUGUUUCUUCUGUGUCACAAGAAAGUCUGUUAUACUAGAGCAAGAAAACGAAUGAGAAUCCACUACAUAUUUGCUCACAACUACUCUAGAUGGUGAAUUUAUCAUCGGUUGCAUCAUGAUGAAAAGCAAGAGUCCUGAUAGAAUUUGUAGUCGGCAUGAAAUUUUCUCAUCUUUUCGGUCGUUGAUGCGCAUCUACUUUUUCGGUAAAGCACUGCCGGGGCAAAAAUAGGGGAGAAAUAAAAGUCGUGGGCUUGGGCUUGACACGCAUGGUAGAAAUUAUUUUCAAUUUUUUUUUCCACAUGAUAUGACGCAUAGGUUCUUCAAGGACAACAAGACAAAUCUGGAGACUACUCUCAGGCGCAGCAGCAGAACGACUGGGGCAACCAAGGCAACAACUGGGGCAACAACAACAACAGCAACCAGGGCGCCAGCUCGAUGAGUGACGGCGACUUGGGCUCCGCACUCGCUGCUCUACUGUCCGCACCUACCGGCGGCAACCAGUCCGGAGGCCAGUGGUAAAUUACAUACCGCCAUCCGCCGCCACCGCGAGAAGUUACCUUUUAAGGACAUUGUCAGCAAUAAAGAACGGAAAGACAAAGCUUUUGUCGGGUUUAGUGUUAAAUAGACUAGAAACCAAUGGUGCAGUGUCUGAACGAGAGGCACAGCACAAAAGCGCCAUCCUCUGCCAGUGUAACAGGGGAGAAGAUGAAACAUAGAGAUUCUAGCUGCUCUAUUACACUUUCGGCUGUGACUAAGGUUCAUAGUUCAGUGAAGAAAGUCACACGCUGUACUUGGUUGGGUUCUCACGCAAGGAGAUUGAUAUCCUGCGAACAGAACAGGUUGAGCAGCCGACCAAAUUAUAACGUAGUAGUGUUGGUGCCUUGAAUUAUAUGUUCCUGGCAUUCUAAGUGUAGAACAAGUUCACAGUGAGGCGUACGAGAAUAUGGGUGAUUAUUUCUACGACCUUUUAUUCCAUUUUUCUUAUACUCUUUUUACAACGUCUGUCAUAGUAUCCGUGCCGAAAACUUUCAACCUUCCAUCAGCCUUUGAUUUAUUAGUACACUUGAUUCAUCUGAUCUGCCAACAUCAGUUCUUCAUGCUAGAAGUUAAAUCGAAAGACUAAAUGACUGCUGCGCCACGCCAUGGACAGCAGGGAACAGAACACCAUCAAACAGGUGCAGUUUUAAAAUGAACCGCGCUCGUUUUUAUGAAAAAGUUCUAUAGUGGAUUGAUCACCAAACUACAGACAAGAAUAGCCUCGACAGACGAAGCGACGACACACGCGACAGAGGUUUAUUUAUCGAAGUGAAAUAGUGACGAUAGAAUAUGAAAACACACAACCACGCCAGGGCGAAGCAACAUACGCCUUUCCUGACCUCUACGACGUCUCCGUACUAGCCCAGAACUAGGACGGACAGCGCGUCUGUGAGGUCGAUUUUUGAUGUACUUAUCCGUAAGUGAGAUCACCUUUCUUUCUACUUACUUUGUCAUCAUCACGAUAAUUCUAUGGGAGUAUAGUUAGACUAGAGUAUCGGUCCGUGACAUGUAGGUAAAAAUUCCAUUCAGCGAAUACUUCGACUCAGAUUUCUUCUAGCCAUCUUUUCGACCCUAAUACAGCAUUUAGCCGUCGAAGAAAUUUCAGCUUGCAACGUGAUAGCCUUCACGCAUCAAGCGAGAUAAUAGAAGAAAGAAAUUGAAGUAGAGCAAGGUCGGAGCUGCAGCAGGCCACCACGAGACGAUUGUGGAGACUGUUUCUCAUAAAGUCCCGGCAGCACGGCACGCAGAUUGAUCACGAAAUCGGACCGGGGAUCAGAUGACAGCACGAUGAAGGUUGGUAACUAAUCCAGAUCUCUCACAUCAGGUCAGCAGCCGAUAACUAGCGUGCGCCCACGAUAAUUUCGGAAUUGGUGCUUCAGAAAAUCCCGGGUCGAAGAUGAUGCCGAAUGACUAAAGUCAAGAAGUAGAUGAUCAACUUGCAUUAAGUACAAAAGAUUCAUUGAGUCGAGCUCUCUUGCCUAUGCAUUUAGGCAGAGGAACUAGCUCGGACGAACGAUCAACCUAUAACGAUGUUUACAUCCACGUAUGGACAAUAAGAAGAUCUGAGCCUGAUGCAGGUGCAUUUGCAACAAACUCUUCCAGAAUUAGUUCUACUUUUGUUCUAGAGUUGUAGGGAGCAGCAUUUGUAACGUUAACGUUUUACUUAUGUAGAGUAGGGUUUAUGUAUUGCAUCGAAAGGUGAUCACAAACGACCCUGUAGACUAAGAAACGGAAAGAUUUUCAAGAUCACACCCUGCUGAUCCAUUGGCGUUCUUUUGC